AUGGCAAUGGAUCUUCAACCGCUUCAUGCUCUUUGCAAUGAACACUGUAACUGGGAAGUUCGCUCGAUUAUUCUUCAACUCUCUGAAACACUGCAACAGACCGAGCAAGAAUCCAUCAACCUUGUGUCCAAGGUCAAGAGUCAUGUCAUUGUCCCUUCAGAAAGAUUUCAACCUGCAGAGGAUAAGGGCCAUAUCCUCUGGUUUCCAUCAACAUUGACCAUUGCCAAUGGCAGGUCAUCCAUCAAUUACCACUUGAAUGAUGCCAAUGGCAGCUCAUCCAUCAAGAAGCUUUUGAACCAUGCCCUCCAACAGUGUUCAUGUUCAGAUCCAGUUAAGGAAAAACAAAACCAAGAACAAUACACGGUUCACAUUUUCCUUUCCAUGCGCCAAAAGAGCAAGAGUAAAGGAUGCACCACUGGUGAGUGCUGUUAG
Molecule: messenger RNA, 432 nt
Organism: Cylindrotheca closterium
Lineage: Eukaryota; Bacillariophyta; Bacillariophyceae; Bacillariales; Bacillariaceae
Source: the annotation of a GenBank genome assembly